Messenger RNA from Papaver somniferum (opium poppy), 2269 nucleotides. Its product is annotated as protein NRT1/ PTR FAMILY 6.1-like. The transcript is spliced from 5 exons. Gene Ontology annotation, biological process: transmembrane transport; oligopeptide transport. NCBI's taxonomy places the organism in Eukaryota, Viridiplantae, Streptophyta, Magnoliopsida, Ranunculales, Papaveraceae. The record is from RefSeq and is a predicted model, not a curated record. Gene Ontology annotation, molecular function: transmembrane transporter activity. Bases 219 to 2144 code for a protein of 641 amino acids. Gene Ontology annotation, cellular component: membrane.
UUCAAAAUUUCGUAUUUACACUCAAAUUCUUUCUUUUUAAGUAUAAACAUCACAGUUGGUCUUCAUUUGUCUAGGAUUGUUCUGUUUUGAAUUCUUCCUAGUAUAGUGAAGUACUAAGUUUCUGACCAGUUUUUGGUGAAGGGUUUUGAUUUUUAAGUAGUGGGUUUCGUUUAGUUGAUUGGAAUUUGAGUUCACGGUGAAGAAAUUUUAAGAUAGGAAUGGGCUCAAAAGAAAUCAAGUCACCUGGUGAGUGCAUGGAGACUACUACUCCUGUUAGAGGGGGGAGUUCAGACUCGCUUCAUAGAAAGAAGCUUGGGGUGUAUUUCGUAGAGAGUGACGAUAGACGAACAGCGAUAGGUGGAGGUUAUGUUCUUACAAGAGGAACCACUCCUGUUAAUAUCCAUGGAAAACCUAUUACCAAUUUGUCGAAAACUGGGGGUUGGAUUGCUGCGUUCUUCAUUUUCGGUAAUGAGAUGGCAGAGAGAAUGGCUUAUUUCGGACUUUCCGUUAAUAUGGUGGCCUUUAUGUUUUAUGUGAUGCAUCAGCCGUUUUCAAGUUCGGCUAAUGCUGUGAAUAAUUUCUUGGGCAUAUCACAGGCUUCAUCCGUGCUUGGUGGGUUUCUUGCUGAUGCAUAUCUUGGGAGAUACUGGACGAUAGCGAUAUUCACAACAAUCUAUCUUGCGGGUUUGACAGGAAUCACCAUAUGUGCCACUAUGAGUGUAUUUGUGCCAAAUCAUGCUGAUUGUGAUCAGCUGUCCCUCCUUUUGGGGCACUGUGAGCAGGCAAAACCAUGGCAGAUGAUGUACCUCUAUACUGCUCUUUAUAUCACGGGAUUUGGAGCUGCAGGCAUUAGACCAUGUGUUUCUUCAUUUGGGGCCGAUCAAUUUGAUGAAAAUAGUAAAGAUUACAAGUCUCAUCUGGACAGGUUUUUCAAUUUCUUCUAUCUGUCUGUCACUGUUGGAGCAAUUGUAGCCUUCACUGUGAUAGUCUACAUUCAAAUGCAACAUGGUUGGGGAUCUGCAUUUGGCUCCUUGGCCAUAGCGAUGGGUGUUUCAAAUGCAGUGUUCUUUGUUGGUACUCCUUUAUAUAGGCACAGGUUGCCUGGUGGCAGCCCUCUGACAAGGGUUGCUCAAGUUCUGGUCGCCGCCUUUCGGAAGCGACAUAAAUCUUUCUCCAGUAGCGAGUUAGUGGGCUUGUAUGAGAUUCCAGGUAGACACUCAGCCAUUAAGGGAAGUGCGAAGAUAGCUCACACUGAUGAUUUUAGGUGUUUAGACAAGGCAGCCCUGCAACUAAAAGAGGAUGGUACUGAACUAAAUCCUUGGAGGCUAUGCACGGUGACGCAAGUAGAAGAAGUGAAGAUACUGAUAAAGCUUCUUCCAAUUCCAGCCUGCACCAUCAUGCUCAGUGUAAUUCUGACAGAGUUCUUGACUUUAUCAGUUCAACAAGCAUAUACUUUGAACACUCACAUGGGACAUUUAAAACUACCUGUUACAUGCAUGCCCGUCUUUCCUGGUCUUAGCAUCUUUCUCAUCUUAUCUCUCUAUUACUCGACCUUUGUCCCACUUUCUCGCCGCAUCACUGGUCACCCACAUGGUGCUUCUCAGCUUCAACGAGUAGGCAUUGGUCUGGCAGUAUCCAUUCUAUCUGUGGCAUGGGCUGCAAUUUUUGAGCGGUACAGAAGAAACUUUGCAGUUGAGAAUGGGUACGAAGCUAGUUUUCUUACCCCCAUGCCCAACCUAAGUGCAUACUGGUUGUUGAUUCAGUACUGUCUCAUUGGCAUAGCAGAAGUGUUUUGCAUAGUAGGACUCUUAGAAUUUCUCUAUCAGGAGGCUCCAGACGCAAUGAGAAGCAUAGGAUCUGCUUAUGCUGCUGUGGCAGGGGGUUUAGGUUGCUUUGUAGCUACUAUAUUGAAUAACAUCAUUAAAUCUGCUACGGGUAACGAAUACGAGGGGAAACCUACAUGGCUGGCUCAGAAUAUUAACACUGGUAGAUUCGAUAACUUGUAUUGGGUUCUCACGAUUCUGAGUGUCCUAAAUUUCUGUGUAUUCAUAUAUGCUGCAAAGAAGUAUAAAUAUAGGGUGGAACAGGUUGUAAAGCGUGGCGAGAGCGAUGUGCCAAUGGUAGUUAAUCCUAUGAGAGCAUAGUAAGUAACUACGAAAAGUGAAUCCUAUUAACUGUAAUAUCUCAAUCUAUUAUUUAAGCUAUUAGCUGAAUGUUCCAUGUAACAAACUCAAUGGUUAAUCUAAUAGUUCUAAGUUGAAAUGAUAUC